Salmo salar (Atlantic salmon) is the source of this 1531-nucleotide messenger RNA. RefSeq names its product vacuolar protein sorting-associated protein 37D. Gene Ontology annotation, cellular component: ESCRT I complex. Gene Ontology annotation, biological process: protein targeting to membrane; protein targeting to vacuole; ubiquitin-dependent protein catabolic process via the multivesicular body sorting pathway. Lineage: Eukaryota; Metazoa; Chordata; Actinopteri; Salmoniformes; Salmonidae. The record is from RefSeq and is a predicted model, not a curated record.
UGCAAUGCAAUCGUGGUAAGUAUGUGUCACUGCAUCUUGUAUUGACUCCGCCAACAGAAGCUUUAAACCAUUUUCACUAGGCGCUUGUGGCCGUGCUAUUCACUGCGAACGACAUGGAACCAGGUGGGCUUGCAAACGAACUCGUCUGAAUUGCUUGUGAAGGAAAUACAAUGUCCAAUUUUAAGGACACAAACUCUACCCCAGACGGGUAUAGGGCUCUAAACAUGAGUGAAUUGCAGGAGCUUUUACAAGAUAAAGAAAAAAUGGACCAGAUCGUCCGACUCAAUGAGAAGUUUCAGGAGCUGCAGGUGGACAGAGAGAUCCUGCUGACCUCCAACCGGAGCUUGGCCGACGAGAGCAUCGCCAGGCGACCCCGCCUCAACAACGGAAAACUCCAGCUGGCCGAGAAAUACAAGGAGCUGGCCAAUCUGGCAACCAUCUGUUGGGAAAAACAGAGCCGGCUCGUGCCCCACACACAGAAGCACAGCCUCCAAACAGCACAAAAUCUUCUCCACGAAGAUGUGGCGCGUGCUGAGGAACUGUCUGAGGACCUCCUGGAGAAGUUCAUGGAGGGGAACGUGCCCUUGGAGGGGUUCCUGGAUUCCUUCCAAAGCUCCAGGAAGAGCUACCACAUCCGUCGUGUUCAGGCAGAGAAAAUUCAGGAGCUCAGCCGAGCCAAAGAGAAUUCCAGCAAACCCAAAAAGCUAGAGGAGCGAGAGGACAAGGCGCAGGAGGUGAAGAGAGACAAGCACCCUGAAACCCAGCAGCCCAACGGCUUCGUGGCCCAGGGCCCGCCCCGGGUCUUCCAGCUCCGCUACGGCCUCACCCCCGCCAUCCUGCUGCCCCACUUCCCCCUGCCAACCACCUCACCCUCUGCUCCGUCACACGCCAGUCUACCUCCGCUGGGCUCCCAGCCGGGCCAGACCCACAUCCUGAGUCCAAGUGCCCAGCUCUCGCGACAUGGGCACCCUGUGAACCUACGGCUCAUUGGACAAUUACCCGGUGGCUGGCCAACCAGACCGGUGCGGUUACAGCAGCUCUAUAGGCCCGCCACUCACCAGCCUGAGCCUCUAUACCGAUAGCUGAGGCAUGGGCCCCGGAGGUCUCUAGACAUGGAACCAAACAGCGGCUACCAGACUCAUGCACGCAAAGAUGGCCUUUGAAGACUUUGUGGAAUUGAUCUGACACAUACGUUCACCAGCCAUGACAGAAAAUGUAAACAUACCUAAAAAGGAGAUAACCGGAAGCCAUUAAGCAUGGAGUAAGUGUAAUUGAAAGCAAGCAAGUGAAUGAAUGAAGGAGCAACAGGGUGUGGUUUUCAUUGUUGUUUGUUUUUUUCUUUGAAUGUUACACUGUCAGGGCGUCACAGGGUUGUGAAAUGUCUCAAAUGGAGUAGUGUCUCCGGUUUGUCAUAAAGGACCCCAUUGUCCAUUCCUCCGACUGAGAACUGCAAGGCUUCUCUGAAAUGGCCUGGUGUCGUUUUGCUGAUGAUCAAUAAAGUACAAAUUGUGGUGUUUAUUAUUAACCUAAA